Messenger RNA from Hippopotamus amphibius kiboko, 7964 nucleotides. RefSeq names its product fem-1 homolog C (gene FEM1C). The coding region runs from base 368 to 2221 and encodes 617 amino acids. Lineage: Eukaryota; Metazoa; Chordata; Mammalia; Artiodactyla; Hippopotamidae. The record is from RefSeq and is a predicted model, not a curated record. The transcript is spliced from 3 exons. Gene Ontology annotation, molecular function: protein binding.
GCAGGGAAGAUGUGGGAGCAGGGCCCCAUGAGUGUAAUGAGUUAGGGAAGUUGGGUCAUAGACUAGAAAAGCAGGAAAGUGGAGUCUAGAAGUGCCAGGGCUGAAGCCAGUUCAGGGGAAUGGCCCAGAUGUGGAUGACUUCAGCUGUGUUUUUUUGCUCCUGAUGCUCAGAAAAGUCUGGUUCUCUGGUUGUCAAAUGUUGGACGGCAAUAGACAGAACAUUUUCUCCGUGGUUUUAUAUCCGUUCUGGGCUGCAGUGAUUAACAUUGAACUUUGGUUCCUGUGUAACUCUUGCCUGUGUCGAUAGAGUUAAGCUGGAGCUUUGCUUUGAAGGAUAAAUAAAGCACAGCCUCUCAACUGGACAUAAAUGGAUCUAAAGACAGCAGUAUUUAACGCAGCUCGAGAUGGCAAACUCCGGCUUCUCACCAAAUUGUUGGCAAGCAAAUCCAAAGAGGAGGUUUCCUCCUUGAUCUCUGAAAAAACAAAUGGGGCCACCCCACUCUUGAUGGCCGCCAGGUAUGGGCACCUUGACAUGGUGGAAUUCCUCCUGGAGCAGUGCAGUGCCUCCAUAGAAGUCGGGGGCUCGGUCAAUUUUGAUGGCGAAACCAUUGAGGGGGCUCCCCCUUUGUGGGCCGCUUCUGCAGCAGGACAUCUGAAGGUGGUUCAGUCUUUGUUAAAUCAUGGAGCGUCUGUCAACAACACGACUUUAACCAAUUCAACCCCUCUUCGAGCCGCCUGUUUUGAUGGCCAUUUGGAAAUAGUCAAGUAUCUGGUAGAACACAAAGCUGAUUUGGAAGUGUCAAACCGACAUGGGCAUACAUGCUUGAUGAUCUCAUGUUACAAAGGACACAAAGAGAUUGCUCAGUAUUUACUUGAAAAGGGGGCCGAUGUUAAUAGAAAAAGUGUUAAAGGUAACACUGCGUUGCAUGAUUGUGCAGAAUCUGGAAGUUUGGACAUCAUGAAGAUGCUUCUUAUGUAUUGUGCCAAGAUGGAAAAGGAUGGUUAUGGAAUGACUCCCCUUCUCUCAGCAAGUGUGACUGGUCACACAAAUAUUGUGGAUUUUCUGACUCACCAUGCACAGACCAGCAAGACAGAACGGAUCAAUGCUCUAGAACUUCUGGGAGCUACAUUUGUAGACAAAAAAAGGGACCUCCUUGGGGCUUUGAAAUACUGGAAAAAAGCAAUGAACAUGAGGUACAGUGAUAGGACUAAUAUAAUUAGCAAACCGGUACCUCAGACACUAAUAAUGGCUUAUGAUUAUGCCAAGGAGGUAAACAGUGCAGAAGAGCUAGAAGGUCUUAUUGCAGAUCCUGAUGAGAUGAGAAUGCAGGCACUAUUAAUUAGAGAACGUAUUCUUGGUCCUUCUCAUCCUGAUACCUCUUACUAUAUUAGAUAUAGAGGCGCUGUCUAUGCAGACUCUGGAAAUUUCAAACGAUGCAUCAACCUGUGGAAGUAUGCUUUGGAUAUGCAGCAAAACAAUUUGGACCCUCUAAGCCCAAUGACUGCCAGCAGCUUAUUAUCUUUUGCAGAACUGUUCUCUUUUAUGCUACAGGAUAGGGCUAAAGGCCUGCUGGGCACCACUGUUACAUUUGAUGAUCUUAUGGGCAUUCUGUGCAAAAGUGUCCUUGAAAUAGAGCGAGCUAUCAAACAAACUCAGUGUCCAGCUGACCCAUUACAGUUAAAUAAGGCUCUUUCCAUCAUUUUGCACUUGAUUUGCUUAUUAGAAAAAGUUCCUUGUACUCUAGAACAGGACCAUUUCAAAAAGCAAACUAUAUACAGGUUUCUUAAGCUGCAUCCAAGGGGAAAAAAUAACUUCAGCCCUCUUCAUCUGGCUGUGGACAAGAAUACUACCUGUGUAGGGCGGUACCCUGUUUGUAAAUUUCCGUCUCUGCAAGUUACUGCGAUACUGAUAGAAUGUGGUGCUGAUGUGAACGUCAGAGACUCCGAUGACAACAGUCCCCUCCACAUCGCUGCUCUGAACAACCAUCCAGACAUCAUGAAUCUCCUUAUUAAAUCAGGUGCACAUUUUGAUGCCACAAACUUGCACAAACAAACUGCUAGUGACUUGCUGGACGAGAAGGAAAUAGCUAAAAAUUUGAUCCAGCCUAUAAAUCAUACCACAUUGCAGUGUCUUGCUGCUCGUGUCAUAGUGAAUCAUAGAAUAUACUAUAAAGGACAUAUCCCAGAAAAGCUAGAGACCUUUGUUUCACUUCAUAGAUGAUAAUUUGACUGUUAAAGCACGAAUUGGUAACAGUUGUUUCAUAAAUGAGCACUGUUGUGAUAACACCAGCAUUCAUUUAGCUUGAUUUCAUCGUGCUCUCAUUGGCUAAAGCAUUGUAAGCAUCAAAUUUACAGGAUUGGUUUCCCAGUAUUUAAUAUAAAUAUGCCAUAUAAUAUAUUAUUUGUGAAUUAUUGAGAAAUGUAAUGUCAUAUUCAAAUUUCUAAAAUUGUCUGCCAAAGGCUUAUCCAUUCUGGUUUUGUUUGCUGUUCGGUGUUUGGGACAGAGUUAACCAUUUUUCAGUGGUGUCUUUAUACUUUUCUGGUUUGUGAAUUUUAUACAAUUGAAGGUCUUUUUUCUGCUUCUUCCUUCUCUUCUCCAAGCUUCUCCCCUUUUCCACCUCAUUUUUAAAUUAACCAUUUCUACUUAGCAAUUUUUUUCCCCUUAUGGACCCAUGUUAGUUUGUACAAACUUUAUGGACUUGUUACCAUUUGCAGUUACCAUAAGUGCUUUAUCUUCUCUAUGCACCGGCUUCAACUUGACUGUUGUGUAUGUUAGCAUAUUUUCUAUGCAGCAGUUGGUCAACUUCAACUCUGAAACACUGUUAAGUAUGUUACAAAGUUCAUUUUAUGAAAGUACUCUUGUAGCAUGACAAUUUUUAGAGUUACAGGUUAGCUACCAGAGCGCAAGCUUUUUUGUUGUUUUUUCCUUUACAUCUGAGGUUUCUUUCUCUAAUCCACUGAAAUUAUUGUGUGCUAAAUUGGGAAACAAAUCUAUUCUAACUCAUUAACCCAGUUGAAAUUUAGGUCUGUCAUCUUAAUAUAUCAUGCAGUAAAAGGAAGAAUCUUUAUAAAGUGACCCACCUUUCAUGCUGCGCCAGCAUUGUCCUGCUUGUGCUGAUGAUGUGAUUAGGUGUAGAGAAUUUGCUUAAAUUUAACCUCAAAGUUUAUCACACAGCUUAAUGAGUCACAUUGAAAUAUUCAGUAAUUGAACUGCAAAUCACUUUUAGUUACAAAAAGAGCUGAAGCAUGUCAGUGGCAUGAUGCUUGCCAAGCCAGAUCUAGGCAUCUAGGAUAAUUAAGGUAUUUUAGUAUGCAAUUUACUGCCAUAGUAUCAAAGGUCAGUAACAGUGUUCUUUAUUUCUUCAAGCUUAAGUAUAGUUUUGAAGAUAACUUGCAUGAAUUACUUUGGUCUCAAUUAUUUGUCACCAUAAUUAAAUACAAAAGGUUGCAGUGCUUCCUCUUCCCUUACUGAAAAUUAGCUUUUCUCUUUCUCUCUUUCUUUUCCUGCCUCCCUCCCUCCUUUUCUUUCUUUCUUUCUUUCAUUCUUUCUUCCUCUUUCUUUCCCUUUCUCUUUCUUUCUUUUUCUUUCUUUCUUUUCUUUCUUUCUUUCUUUCUUUCUUUCUUUCUUUCUUUCUUUCUUUCUUUUCUUUUCUUUUCUUUUCUUUUCUUUCUUUUUUCUUCUUUCUUUUUUGGAUUUUUUUCUUUUAAUAGCUUUGCUAAUGCCACAGAAAGGGCUCUUUUAAGAAAAAAAUAAGUGAAAAGUACUAAAAAAGAUUCAGGUAAUUAUCAUUCAGCACUUUAUUGUUAUUCAGAAUAAAAUUUAUGAUGGCAUAUUUGCCCUGCAAAUGUCUUAAUGAAAUUGUUCUGAAUAAAAAGCUCCUUAUUGGUUUGAGAAAAACUCAGUUUACCUGUGAGUUUAAUGAGCUGGUUCACUUGGAUUUUUGUGUUGAUGUUUUAUUCUGAGGGUUGAUGUAGUGGUAUUUAAGGAGUCAUCAUUGCAAACAGUCACAUUAGAUUUAUUUCAUCUUUAUUCAGUAAAAAACUUGUAAUGAAGAAUGGUAAAUAAAAAAGCAUUAAAUCUACUUUCUGGUUAAAUAAUUGAAGUUUAAUUUUUUAAAAGAUAUCCUUACUCGUUUUACUAGGUUGUAAAUUUAAUUUCACCAUUGAAAAAGGUGGUUUGGAUAUAAAUGGUUGCUCUCCAACCUUUUGAUUAAGAGAUUUUGAUAUCUUGUUUACUACAGGCAAGUUUGAUGAAAUAUUUGAAUUGCCACAUAUAUUAAGAAUAAUUCGUGAUUUAGACAAAUAUUCUAGAAAUAUCAGACAUCAGUUUUUGAAAUCAUUUGCCUCUAAACUUCUGGUAUAAGAAUUAUAUAUGUGUAAACUACUUUUUUUUUAAAAAAAGAGAAAACUUUGCAAGUACAGUAAAUCUACAUUGAUCUCAGUAAUUUUAGGGUGAAGGUGAGCAAUUGGAUUUUAAAUGAUUUAAUAUUCCUUUUUUGGGGAGGGAGUAGAAGACUUACAUGCUCUUAUAUAGUAAGGCAUAUCUCACACUAUUUUGUAGGUGAAUUUGAAUUUUGCAACUCUAGUAUAAAAUAAGGAUUUCUUUACAUAACAUUUUCCUAUCACCGAAUAUAGAUAACUUAGAACUAUUCCUCAGUCUUGAUAACUGAAAUGCCUUAUUUCAAUUAUGAUACAGUUCUCUGUUUGCCAUCUCCCCAAAUGCUGUUAGGAGCUCUUGAAAAAAUCAGUUAGUUUAAAAGCUCAAAAUUGUCCCUCUUAUUUUAGAGGAGGUUGUUUCAUAAAUGUGACCUCAGACACUGUUUAAGGUCUUUGUCAGAAAGUAUUCUCAAAAUUAUGAGACUAAAUUUUUAUAAAAACUUAAAUUUGUGAUUUUUUUUUUUAACCAACAGAUGAGUAAUUUAAUACUUAAUGAGCUAAUUGUACUCUCAGCUGUACAGUAUAGCAUGGUAAUGUUGGCUGGAGCUAAGUGUAAGUUUUGAUUACAUUUCCAUAAAAAUCCCCUGUUAAGGCCUGCUGAAUUUUAGAUGUUCCACUCUUGAUCAUUUCUGUAAAAGAAAUGGUCAUUUUACUCAGAUUACAUAGCAGUCUACAUUAUAAAGACAAGUGGAUUAUAGGUUUUAAAAAUAAUCAUUUUCUUAUCCAUAAAUCUGACAGGGACGUAAGCCCACAUCAGCAAAAGGUAAUUUGGUGCCCAUUAUGAUUUUGCAAUUAGGUGAUUGCUCAUUUGUAAAGUGACUUAACGUAUAAUGUUCUCAAGACCCCCAUCUACUGGGACUUGGGAAAAUUGUUUAGCUUAUAUUUGAAAAAGUAACUCUUUAAAAUCAUAUUGCCCAGCAGAAAGCUUAGGUUGAAUUUUACAGAUGUAAUUAUCCUUGUAAUUUUCCCAGAAUUGUGGGGGCUGGAUGAGAUAACCAUAUUCUUGUGCACUGUAACAGCAGAAUUAUCGCUUGGAACUGUAACCAUUUUAGAGUUAGAUACUAGGAAAACUAAAGUUAAUUGGUUGUCAUCUUUUUUUUUUGCCCUCAUAUAUCACUAAAUAACUAGUUUCUCUCCCUUUUGUCAAUUCCCAUCGUGUAUUUUUCCAAAAAGUACUGUAUUCAGAUGCCAGCCAAUACAUUGUCACACAAUGGAAAAUGAUAUGCCACAACAUUCAUUGUAAGGUUUAAUAAAAUUAAAUUUGCACCGAAUACUAGUGUAUUCUUAUUAACUCAAUACGUGAUUGAUGUUACCUUAAUGCAUACGAUAGUGGACUCCUGUCUCAAAACACUUGUAAUUUACAGUGAGAACUCAAGAGAUAGCAUUUAUCAUUAUACUUCCAUGUAAAAAACAAAGAUGACUUAUGUAGUAUAUUCUAGUUUUUUUUUCCAGUAAAGACCACAAAAACUAAAGAUACAGGUGGAUUUUGGUUGUGCGAUGCGUGGGAGAGGGACUGCUUUUAACUCUUGUUUUUUAACUGGUUUAACUCAGCUUUUUAACUGAGUUUCAUAUUAAGUAUCAGAAGUGUAUCAAAUAUAUUACUAUGAAGGUAGGUUUUAUAAAUUUCAUCACUUUUAAAUUAUAAAAUCUAAGUAGUCCUUGUCUUUUCCUUAUAUGUAAGUUUCCUAAUAUAAGAAAUUUUAAUUGAUCCAGAAAAUGCAUAAUUUCUAAAUUCCAGACAUAAAUUGAAAUAUUCAAUUGUGUGGGCUUUCCCCUUUUGAAUCAUUAACUUAUCCAUAACGAAUACAGGCUUUGUCAUCGUUUUGAUGGGACCCUUUUAAGUGUUAGUCUUCUUUACCCUUGGUUCUAUAGUUGUUUAGCUUAUAUUUGCUAAACAACCAUCAACCAACCACCACCACCAACCAACAACCACUACCAGUAUUUAAAAGGAAAUCUUACCAAAUUUAUAAGGCUAAGAAUAUUUUUAAUCAUUUGAACCCCAAAAAACGUUAUAUCCUUUUUUCCCCUCUGUCUCUGCACUUUCAGAAUGUUCUUUCUUGAGUAAUACGGGGUUAUGGGAAUUGUGAAGUAGUUGAUUCCUGUGUGCCAUGUUACCUUACAUUUUGUUUAUUAUAGGCUCUUUUAAGUAAGACUUUUCUCCUAAAAUUAACUCAGCUUUCAAUAAUUAUCUCAAUUUAGUUUAUUUUCAUGUCUGAUUUAAAGAAUAAAACAAUACAGUUCCAUGCCUUAAAAAAUUGAAAAUUUAAACUUUAAAAAGGAAUACACUUCAGACAUAUGUUCAUAUUAAAGAAGGAUUUGAUGAGUACUAGUCCCACUAAAACAGUUUGGGUGCUUAUUAAUCACCAUGUAUACUUUGGUGUGAGUCGAGUGGAGUUGUUUAAUGUAUUUCACAUUGCCAAAGAUAUGAAUUAAAAAAAUGAUAGUCUAUUAUAGAAAUAUUAUUUAACAAAACUUCCAGUAAUGUCUUUUUUGAAAGAAUUUUAUUGAGAUAUAAUUGACACAAUAAACUGCAUAUAUUUAGUGUACAAUUUGAUUUUUUUUCUUAUUAGGAAUGUUUAUGUGGCAAUCCCAAUAUCCCAAUUCAUCCCACCCCAACUCCUGUCCUCCCUGCCCUCCAGUAACAUCUCUUCUAAAGUGAGGUCUACUUGAUUUUUUUAAACGUAAUUGAGCUUUAUUUAUUAAUUUACUUUUUUCCUUUUCCAAAAGAUAAUUUUGUUAAUAGCAGGUUCCCCUUGUUUCCAUAAUUUUAAGCCAGUACUAAUUGAUCCUACGAUUGAUACUUAUUUCUAAAAUCCUUUCAUCCGUAUAAAUGAAUGGGUUUGUAGAUUAUAAAGUUAUAAACAAUACUUGUAAUGAUACCUAGUUCUAAAACUUAGAAGACACCUGAUUCAUUUUAUUUUUCUUUUAAACAAAAUGUAUUUAAUAUACUCAUUACAAAGGCUCAACUGAAGACAAUUGAAAAACAAAACUGGAACUUCCCUGGUGGCGCAGUGGUUAAGAAUCCUGCAAAUGCAGGGGACCUGGGUUUGAUUUCUGAUCUGGGAAGAUCCCAUAUGCUGCGGAGCAACUAAGCCCGUGCGCCACAACUGCUGAAGCCCGCCCGCCUAGAGCCUGUGCUCUGCAACAAGAGAAGCCACCGCAAUGAGAAGCCACAACUAGGGAAAGCCUACGGAGAGCAACGAAGACUCAAAGCAGCCAAUUAAUUUAAAAUAAAAGAACAAAACUAAAACGACACCACAGCUUAAGAUAACAAAGAAAGGACAGACUGAGGAAAAACCGAGGCGGCAAAGUGAAAGAGGCUGCCUGCUGGCCUCAGGGUUCUUAAAGGGAGACCUACUCUACCUAGACUUCCUAGCAGAUACUUAAAGGUUGUGGGUGUUUCUAGAACUUAGCAGCAUGUGUGUUCAGAGAGCUGUCAAGGUUGGGUUCCAGCCGGCUCUGCACAGAGAGCAGGUGGUCCUGACGUCACACAGGUGGGCCCGCUUGCCCUCCGAGGUGUCUAGGCC